Phasianus colchicus (ring-necked pheasant) is the source of this 2067-nucleotide messenger RNA. Lineage: Eukaryota; Metazoa; Chordata; Aves; Galliformes; Phasianidae. The record is from RefSeq and is a predicted model, not a curated record.
CGGUGUGGUUCUGUUGUGUCCGCUGGAGUUUUAGUGGGCUCCCACUGGGGUCCUGGGGGAUCCUGGUGGGGUCCCGGUGGGUCUCGGUGAGGUCGCAGUGCUUCCCGUUGGGCUCUAAUGGAUUCCUGGAGGGGUUCUGGGGCGUUCCUGGUGGAGGCAGUGCAGUACUGGUGGGGCUCCAGUGGGGUCCUUAUGGCUGCUGGUGAUUCCCGUUGGGGUCUGAAGGAGCUCGGUGGGUUCCUGGUGGGGUCCCGACGGUGUCAGAACCAGACCAGUACAGUCUGGUGCACCCAGUGGAAUCCCAGUGUGUCCCGGUGUCGAGCUGGUGUGCCCGGUGGGGUCGUGGUGGUUCCCAUUGGGGUGUUGGUGGGUCCUAAUGAAGUCCCCAGUUGUCCAGGUGGGGUCUCAGUGGUUCCCAUUGGGGUCCUGGGUGGAGUCCUGGUGGGUCCUGGUGCACCUAGUGAGGUCUCAAUGGCUGCUGGUGGGAUUCUGGCGGUUCCUGUUGAAGUCCAGGUGUGCUCAGUGAGGUCCUGGUGGAGUCCAACAUUCUUGGUCCCUAUGGGGUCCCCGUUGGGUCCAGUGUGUCCAAUAGCGUCUCAGUGGGUCCCAGUGUCAUCUUGGUGUGUCCGUGAGGUUUCCUCGUGUCCCCAUGGGUUUCUGGUAUGGUCCCAUUGUACCCAGUGGUCCUAGCAUGGUGCUGGUGGGGUCCCCGUGGUCCCCUUGCCCACAGGACGCCGCUCAGCGCCCCGCUCUGCCCACAGCGCCCGCCAUGAGGCUGUACAGCCUGAGCGUGCUGUACAAGGGCGAGGCCCGCGUGCAGCUGCUGAAGGCCGCCUCUGAUGUCUCCACCUUCAACUUCUUCCAGCGGUCCAGCGUGCAGGAAUUCAUGACCUUCACCAGCCAGCUGAUCGUGGAGCGCUCGGAGCUGGGCAGCAGGGCCUCGGUCAAGGAGCAAGACUACCUGUGCCACGUGUACGUGCGCAGUGACGGGCUGGCCGGCGUGGUGAUCGCCGACAACGAAUACCCGUCACGGGUGUGCUUCACUUUGCUGGACAAGGUCCUGGAGGAAUUCUCCAGGCAGGUGAGCAGGGCAGACUGGCCCUCGGGGUCUCCUGACACCAUCAGCUAUGCAGCUCUUGAUGGAUACCUCAGCAAAUACCAGAAUCCCCGUGAUGCCGACCCAAUGACCAGAGUGCAGGCAGAGCUGGAUGAGACCAAAAUAAUCCUGCACAACACUAUGGAGUCGCUGCUGGAGCGAGGGGAGAAGCUGGAUGAUCUGGUGUCCAAAUCAGAGGUGCUUGGGGUGCAGUCCAAAGCCUUCUACAAGACUGCCCGAAAGCAGAACUCAUGCUGUGAGAUUAUGUGACCCGGAGCCGGGGGUCUCCUGCUCCGCCUCACCGGGGCCUUCGCUCCCAUUCGGAUCUCGGCCGCUCCCAGGACUGAAAGCAGAACCCCGCGGGCUCCUGGGCCGUGCUGCAGCCUUACCCAAAAACUGGUCUUAGUGGCCCCUGUGCCGGGGGAGCGCCAGGAACGCGCCGUGCCCUGCCAUAACUCUGUCACACCAGCGAGUGCCUCGGCUGUGGGAUGGGGAGAGAGGAGCUGGGCCCCCCCGCAGGGCCUGGGGCUGUGUGGGGUGCGGGAGGGCUUUUAUGGGGCAGCUGCAGGGGGUGGGAGGGGAGGGAGGGGAGAUGGGUUUCUCUGGUCUGUUGCGGGCAGGGGGCUCCGCGCUGCAUUCUGCUCCCUUCCUCCAGCAGAACCAGGGGCCGGGGGGCAGGGAGGCAUUGAGGGGACAUGGCACUGCACGGGAACCCCUGCACCUGUGGCACUGGUGGGGGCUGUUACCUUUGGGAUGGGUCCAAGCCCCCACUUACUGCCUGUCCCCUGGGGCCUGGGGAACCAGCAGGGACGGGCGUGGGGCUCCCCACUCCCUGCCCCAUGGCAGCCAGGGGUGUCUCAGCCUCCAGCCCCACUCCUUGGGAAGGGCAAAGCUUUCGCUCGGGACUGUAGUGUGAUCGGUGUUGCCUGUUGUUUCCGUGCUGGCUGAUAAAGUUGCCUUUGAUGGUUGUA